Lasiodiplodia theobromae is the source of this 927-nucleotide messenger RNA. RefSeq names its product Endonuclease exonuclease phosphatase. Gene Ontology annotation, molecular function: 3'-5'-RNA exonuclease activity. NCBI's taxonomy places the organism in Eukaryota, Fungi, Ascomycota, Dothideomycetes, Botryosphaeriales, Botryosphaeriaceae. Bases 1 to 927 code for a protein of 308 amino acids. The transcript has a single exon. The record is from RefSeq and is a predicted model, not a curated record.
AUGAAGACUCUCUACGCCGCUCUGCCGCUGCGGAUUCUGACCCAUAACAUUCGCUAUGCGACCACGAGUCCCUUUGAGGGAGAAGAGCUGUGGCCGGUGAGAGCCCCACGGCUGCUCAACGAGCUGCGCUUCCACACCAUCUACAACCAGGAGGCUUUCAUCGGCCUGCAGGAGGUCCUUCACAACCAGCUGACCGACAUCAUGACUGGCUUGAACGGCGCCGCUUCCUCCGGUGGGGACUACAUCCAGGUUGACCCGACCCCGCAGCCGGAUGCGGCUGAAUGGGCCUACCUUGGCGUCGGCCGCGACGAUGGCAAAGAAGCCGGCGAGUACUCACCCAUUCUCUACCGUCCCGCCGUCUGGGACGUCGAAGAUUACCAGUACUUUUGGCUUUCCGAGACUCCCAACGUUCCUUCGCUUGGCUGGGAUGCCAGCAGCAUUCGAAUCGUCACUAUUGGUCGCUUCCGUCACCGCGACAGCAGCAAACGUGUCCUGAUGCUGAACACUCAUCUUGAUGACGCGGGCUCGGUCUCCAGGCAGAAAUCCGCAGAGCUGAUCACCAACUACAUUAACGACUAUCUCAGCAAAUACGCCAAUGGAACCACGCUUCCAGUCAUUCUCACCGGCGAUUUCAACAGCGAGCCAACCGGCGAAGCGUACCAGUACUUCAGCAACCCGCCUUCUGUGGUUAGAGACAUUAGAGACAGCGUCCCGGAGGAAUUGUGGUAUGGAAAUAAUCUCACAUUCACGGGUUUCAGUUCGGCAGACGGGCCAUCCAAGCGCAUUGAUUUCAUCUUCGCUGGGCCGUGGAAGAACUCGACAUCAGCCGUUACUGCCUACAGGGGAUACGCCGUGCUUGCAAACAAAUUCGAUGACGGCGUCUACAUUAGUGAUCACAGGGCUGUUGUUGGGGAUCUCGAGGUGUAA